This is a messenger RNA of Mytilinidion resinicola, 1089 nucleotides long. RefSeq lists its product as uncharacterized. Bases 1 to 993 code for a protein of 330 amino acids. The record is from RefSeq and is a predicted model, not a curated record. The transcript has a single exon. NCBI's taxonomy places the organism in Eukaryota, Fungi, Ascomycota, Dothideomycetes, Mytilinidiales, Mytilinidiaceae.
AUGAAUCUUAUGAUGAGCCAUGCAAUGGGGGUGGGCCAUGGCCGGUACCCCUCCAUCUUCAUCGAUACGCAUGACGCAGUUAUUCCUGUCGACGGAAAAGCAAUGCUAGACCUGCUCCCAAAAUUCGCGACUGACGCAGAAAGACGGGGAUUGCGCAUGGAUGUCUACCAGAUGACUGAGCGUGUCAGACGGAGCCAAGGAGAUGCCAAUUCGAACAGUCUUUUCUAUGCCAUUUCCUUAGUCGUCGACACGCUUUCGAGACGACUUGGUGUCGAAGCCUCCAAAGUCAACUUGCUCGAACGCCUAGAGGGUUUACUGCAACAAGACGCCCAACGAAUGUCAACGUAUGGACGUGGCCUAUCGCGCUUCCCACAAUGCCUGUCUCUCUUCGGGUCUCUGGCGAAUGUUGCGCGAUACUCAAAAUCACAACCCAUAAGCUCUAUUCUGAGCACUUUCUUCCUUCAAAAUGGGGCCAUCAUCGCAAGGAAGGAGAACCCGGAUAACAUCAUAAGGUGGUGGAAGGCGAUUCGAAAACUUGUCCUGGAUGAGGCGGACAAAGCGAUGUGCUUUCAACAAAUACUGAAAGGGAAGCCCAGCAUAAUGUCCCAAGUCCACCAUAGAACGGCCCGCAAUCACCGCCUUCUGAACGAAUUCCUCCGGGACAUGAUGUAUGCAGCAAGUUUGCGACCCGGAAAUCCGCACCGCGGUAUGCCGCCACCACCGCGAGUACCACCACCACGACGGAUGGGUGAGUUUCACCCGGGCUUCUUUGAAGAUUUCCCUGGUGUUCCCGGGCCAUUGGACGAAGAUGGGAUUCCCAUGAGUCCUGGGUGGGUCGAAGACGACUUCGAGGAUAAUAUUCCAGACUAUUUCCCUCCCCACGGCUUCGGCCCCUUCGACAUUGAUGAGAGUCUUGAGGCCAAAGUUUAUCGGCUUGAGGACAAAGUUAACGAAAUGGAAUAUGGUCUGCGAAUGGGUAUGAUCGCGGGCUGAAUAGACCGUUUGAUUGCAGGAGGGAAUCGAAGCAUUAUCAGCAAGUUCUAGCGCAUCAUCUGUACUUUCUCAAAUACUCCAACAGCGGCACCUGGC